GGCGAGCAGCGCAAGGAAUUAGAAGUUUCAAAUCGGUUGUGAUUGUUCUUCAUUAAAAAGUGGUUUCAAGAUAGAUACAAAUUUAAUUUCAUUAGCGAGUAGACUUUGCUGCCCAAAGACGAAAGCGUGAACACGGUCGACUUUGAUCAAAUAACCUAUCCACCGCAGAGGUUGAUUGCGAUCUCGACCGUAGAUGAGCUUAAUCUGGGCACAGAUUUCUGCUUCCUCAUAAAUCAUUAUGCGGCUGCAAGUAGCACAUUGGUGCAAAUCUUAAUGCUAGAUGUCUGAGAAUAGAUUUCAAUUCUUUGUAGCGACAGGCAGUUGAACACAAAGCGAAGCAGAGUAUUUCAACGACUCGGUUGCGGAUGAAUUGAAAAGCAAGACGAAUAUUAUAGAAGCGUUGUUCCGACAAUAAUUCUGUGUCCACGAAACAAUUGCUUGUAUGAGUGAUUUGCGGACUUGCUGGAAUACGCGAACAAGAUCGGCUACGGAGAAAAACAAACGCUAGAAGUUUCGAACGGAUUGUCAUCUCGUUGUUGAGCAUGUUAAAUGGUGAAAGCGUUCACUUGACGUCGAAUAAAAGCUAUUAAAAAGAGUGGCUUUUGGUUGGCAACGAGGAGCUUCUUCAAGAUACUGCUGCAUGCCUGCUGAAGUACUUGAGGUAGAUUUAAGGUUUUUAGAUCAAGUGGAUAUUCGAGAGCAUCAGCAAGCUACCGCACACGGUCUCAAAACCCUGCAGCACCUUCGUGUUUUGUCGUAUAGGUGUAAAUAUUGUAUUGGCGAUUGUUGACUAUUGUACACGAACAAAUCACCGAUUUUGGUAGCAUUCAAAUAUAUGUGUUUAGAGCAUAACAUAAGCAACGUGUCGCCGACCCUUUGAGACUAUCAGCAAAAGACUGGUUACUAAAAACACAUCACGUGGGAAUUGAUGUAACCAAUGCUAGAAAAAACAUAAUUACAAGGAAAUAUCCUGCAAGUGGUCGGCCAGUCGGAUUAAGGUCGUAAGAGCAAUAUUCGUUUUACAGUGAAUCAUAACGAUUUUUCAUAUAGAGCAGGCUUGCCAGGUACAUUGUUUGCUAUUGUGUGUUGUGGAAGCCAUCGUGUGUGUAUUGAGAAAUACUGGCUUGAGAAAGAUGACGUGCAUGCAAUAGAUUGAACACUUUUUAUUGCGUAGUCAGUACGAAGAGGGAUCCGAGAUGUUGAAGCACAAAUUCAAAAACCCAAGGGUGAAUAACCAGUACCGCAAGCCGGCUUGUCACACAGACUAUUGCUUCCAAAGGCGAGCUUGCUGUAAUAAUUAUAGGUGCUGCGUUUGUCAUUGCUGUUUGGAAGAUUUUAAAGUUUACAGUAAAGCCCACGAUGGAUGUAUUGGGAAUAUAACAUAUACGAUGACCAGCGAAGACAUUGUUUCCAAAGCUGCACCAACAUCUCGUGGCACAACAGUUCAAAAGGCUGAGAAACCAAAGAAUACAGAUAGCAAAAGAAAAAGGUUUGCAUCUACCAUCACAGAGAAAUCGUUUCUUCGGCCAACCACGACUAUCGAUGUUUUACAUAAAACUGAAGGGAAAAAGACCAAACAUGUUCCAUUCACUGAAAAAGUCAAGACAACUUUACAGGCCUGGCAACCCACCAUUAAUAAAUCAAGAAACUCCCAAGGAAAAGUUGGCUACAGCAAAGCUGUACGGGAUGACAAAACAAGUACCAUCGCAGGCGUUGCUGUUGCACUUGCUCUGGUUGCUAUAGUUGCAAUAGUUAUUGUUGUUGUGAUAUGCAGUCGUAGAAAGAGGCAGAAGAGGAGCAAAACAUCAAAGCCAGAAACAAGUGGAAAUGAUGCAGCUGUUGUUACUAUUCCACUGACCAUUGAAAACGUUUCUGACAAGUUCCGAGAUGUAACAGGAGAAGGCAGUGUUUCUGACACAACACUGGACUCGAAUAUGAUUUUACUUAAAACUGCUGAAAAGGUUAACAAUAGCUAUUCAAAUGGAAAACUUUGCAAUACCAAUCAUGGCUUACAAGAGGAAAGAAGGCGUGGAAAGGAGAGAAAGAGAUCUGGAAAACAAAGGGGAAACAGCAGUGCAGAUGAACAUCGCAACUGUGAUGAUGUUAUCCAUCGAAUCUGCAACGGUACCACAACGGCCUCGAAUGAAACGUCAAGCAUGCUACCGGUGCAUGGAGAAGAGGCAGGCUUAAACAAUCAUAGUCAUUCAUCAGGGGCAAUGAAGUAUCAACACAAUGGACACAAUCUUCACGUAAGAAAUGGAUCAGUGGAAUGUGAUGUUUAGAUUCGUUGAGGCAGGCAUUCUCUCCUGUGUGGAGACAUGUAGUAUUAUACCAAAAAGUUGGUUAUGGCAUUUGUAGAUUGCCUUUACCAAUGAAUAGUGUCUUUAAUUUUCAUGAUGAUGUACGAUUUAGAUUUUGAAUUUCUAGAAACCUUAUUUGUCUGGAUGAUGGUUUUACAUUAUUCUAAAAUUCACUGCCGUAAAAGUUAGGACCAAUUUAUAUGGCGGUAUUUGCCUGUCUUCUAUUAACACUUAGCCGGGAUAAUACUGAAUUUGUAUGCAUGUCGGAAAACCUAGCUUCAUAUAGACAGGCACUUGGAAUCUGCAAAUAACUUUCAAUAGCAAAAUAGAACGAAAGUUUUAAAUUUAAUUGGCAUUUAAUCCCGAGUUUACCUAAAAAAGACCACAAUUUAGUAAAUUUUUAGAUAUCAAAUAGAAAUGAUACAUAUUUUUCAUAUUUUGUCUUUGUUGCAGCAUCGUUUUUAGGAAUAGCGAGCCCCGGGGUUGGUGCUUGAGAUUAUAGUCUCUCUAAAUAAAUUUGAAGCAUUUUAGCUUUUAUAUUAAGGUGAAAAAGGACGGUAUCUUUGAUUGGUUUUGUUAUGAGAUACAUGUAAAGCCUGUCAUUUUUUCCUUGGUUUUUUAAUAUUAGAAGAAUUAACAUUGAAUCUGUUUAUGAUAGCGAUCACAAACUA
Messenger RNA from Rhopilema esculentum, 2971 nucleotides. RefSeq lists its product as uncharacterized. The record is from RefSeq and is a predicted model, not a curated record. Lineage: Eukaryota; Metazoa; Cnidaria; Scyphozoa; Rhizostomeae; Rhizostomatidae.